AUGUCCCGAUGGAUAGCACUGUUGCUUCCGUUCAUCGCUACAUGUAGCAACAUCAGUACUGUUUAUGGGUUUCUGUUUCGGUCUGCUAGCUACGGGCGUUCUGCAUUGGCGGCUGUACCGGUCGAAAGAAGAGAAACGGAUCUGUGCUGCCAUCAACAACGGCAGAGCAACAGCACGGCCGAGCUUGCCCGUCGGGAGUUGUUGCCCCGUCUUUUUGGCGUCAAUGUCCUUGCAGUCUCUAGUGCCAUCAUUCCUCCUUUUCUCGUCGGAAGUGGAAGCAAGGCAGCUUUGGGUGUCACGGGAAGCAAAAAGAAGGAUUAUUAUUAUUUGAAGUCUGUGACGGAUCCCAAUACCUACCCGGCGUUGGUAUAUUCGAAUCCAAAAAGUGCCAGCAAUAACCAGGACAAGAAGAUACCCCUUCUAGUUGUCUUGCAUGGAGCAGGAAAGAACGAUGAAACUGUGUGGAGUUUGGCAGACCCAAAGGGGGAACAUGCAGGGCUGCUACCCAGUUUGAUUGCCUGCGAUACAGCUCCCGAGACGGCCACUGAUAACUUUGCCGUGGUGGCCCCAUAUGCCGCUGGAAAACAAUCCUUCUACGAAGAACCUCGGUCCAAGUUGCUGCGAUUCGUAGAAUGGGUUUGCAGCGAACAGGGCCAAGAGGCAGGCUGUCCCGCCAACAUUGAUCCGGCCCGUGUCUUUCUCUUUGGCUUUAGUGAUGGAGCCACAGUGGCCGUGGAACUGGCGACCACACGACGGUUCAAAGCUUGUAUCAUUUGUGCCUACGGCUUUAGCGGUGUUUUGCCAAAGUUGGCACUGGAACGACUGAAGGACGUCCCCAUGUGGAUCUUUCAUUCGGCGGACGAUGUGAUCUUUCCCGUGGCAUACAGCGACCAGUUGGUGACCUCGUUGCGUUCUGUCACUACUUCUUCUCUCGUUCUCUACACACGAUAUGAUACAGACCAAGAAGGAUUCACGGGCAGAGUCAGAGGACAUAGUGUGGGAAUUACUGCAUCAAAGCUUGCCGAUAUCUACACAUGGAUGCUGUCGAUCCCCUGA
Messenger RNA from Seminavis robusta, 1056 nucleotides. NCBI's taxonomy places the organism in Eukaryota, Bacillariophyta, Bacillariophyceae, Naviculales, Naviculaceae. The record is from the annotation of a GenBank genome assembly.